AAUACAUCAUUGUUGCCAUAGAAACCCUUCAAAUAUCUUAAUUCUGGUUAAUAACUCCCACAGCAGCAUCUAUUCUUCACAGAUUCUUACUAGUUAAAUUGGUUGCAGCCUGAAAGCGUCUACAUUUUUAAGGUUAUUGUGGCAUCAAUGCAGGCUGCAGAUGAAGAGGUAAGGGGGAUGAAGCUGAAGACGUCUCGGCUCUGCAUCAGCUGAGAGAUCAGUGAAGGAGGUGGCAGCAUGGCGGCUCUCACCGCGUCUCUGCUGCUGCUGCUGCUGACCAUCGUGCCAACAGGCUGUGCUCGCUCCCUGGUUGCAGUAAACUCUGGAGUGCAAGUGGCCAGAGGCCGCAUGAUUUACGUCACAAAGUCUGAGCUGAGCUUCGUCACCGACGUGGAUGCCGACUGCAAAGUGGAAGUGGUGUUGAACGAACCAGUGACACAGAGAGUGGGGAAGCUGAGCCCACAGGUGUUUGACUGCAACUUCCUGGAGGAUGAGGUAAAGUACAUCCACAACGGCAGUCCUCUGCUGGAUGAGGACACUGUGAUGCUGAGAGUCUAUAGCUUCAGAUCCGUGGACACGCAGGUGGAGGUGGUGAUUUUCAAGAUCCAGGUGGUAGACGUUCAGUCUGGUGUCGUGACGCUAGGCAGCACGCCACUUGUGGUUCCUCAGUUCUUGGGUUUAUCUAACGCCAUCAAUAGCUCCAUGUUGACCAUCAAGGCUGCUGCUGACCGCAUCUGCACCGUCAGGUUAAUGACCAGCGACACUGGCGUCCCAUCUGCAGGUCAGCUGGUCAGGGAGGACAACGCCCCACACAGGAAAGGUCGACAGGUGGCACUGUGUCCUGGAAACAAGCCCUGUCUUCAUGACACAGAGGGCAUCCGCCAUCUAAAAACAGGCUGCCAGGACUUCUUGAGCUUGGGUCUGAAGUACCAACACCUCAGUCCUCCAACCCCACAGAUCGACUAUGUUUCCAUCAGAGUGGAGCUGCGUGAGCAGGCUACCAGGGUUCUGCUGGAGUCAGAGGCUGUGUGGCUGCCAGUUCUGAUCCUUGGUGCUAUGCAGAACCAACCCCCCAAAGCAGGAUUCAUGGCUUCCUUCAUCCUGGAGGUAGACCAGUUCAUCCUGACUCCGUUUACCACGGCAGCGUUGGACGCCGAAGACCACGAGUCACCAAAGGAGAAGCUGGUCUUCAACGUGACUGUCCCACCCGGGGAGGGCUACAUCACCCACCUGGACGACCACACCAGACCCAUUCAGUCCUUCAGCUGGCUUGACCUCCACCACCUGAAGAUAGCAUACCAGCCGCCCAACAGCAGCUCCCCCCACCGCCGGGACUUUGAGGUGGAGUUUCAGGCGAUAGACACCUCCUUCCUUCCCAGUCCACCCAUGCUGGUGCACAUCUCCAUCAGGCCAUCAGAAACCAUCGCACCCAGGGUGUCCUGGAACCUGGGUCUGGACCUGCUGGAGGGUCAGUCCCGACCAAUUACAUGGGAGGAGCUGCAGAUCGUGGACAGCGACAACAUUGAUGCUGUAUUCCUGGUGGCGGUGGAUGGCCCUCAGCAUGGACGGCUCAGCGUGAGGGGAGGAAAGGCCUUCAUGUUUCAAGUACGAGACCUGAAAGAGGGUGUGGUCGUCUACCACCACUCUGACAGCGACACCACCCACGACCACAUUGUGUUCCGCAUCAGUGAUGGCCGUCGCAGCAUCCGGCACAAGUUCCCCAUAAACAUCCUCCCAAAGGACGACUCUCCGCCUUUUCUCAUUAACAACGUGGCAGUGGAGGUGCAGGAAGGCGGGGCCGUGCGGCUCGAGGAGUUUAUGCUUCUCGCCUCAGACCUGGACUCCAGCGAUGAUCACAUCCUGUACCACAUCAUCUCCCCACCUCGGGCAGGGCAGCUGAUCAGGAGAACCUCCACCCUGGAGAAUGCUGUACCAGUGGAUCAUUUCCUGCAGAGGGACCUGACCCAGGGUCGGAUCUUCUAUCAACACUCAGGAGAGGAGACAUUUCAGGACUUCUUCGACUUUACUCUGGCUGACAGUCACCAGCCGCCCCACCUUUCUCAGACAUAUACUAUGGUGAUCUACAUCUUCCCUGUGAAGGACCAGCUGCCGGUGGAGGUCUCUGGCACCAUUCGUUCACUUACAGUAAAGGAGACAGAGGUUGUCUUCAUCACCCAGGCUCACCUCCACUUCACAGACUCGGAGGACCCAGGUGCAGACCUCACCUUCAUCAUUACGCAGCCGUGCUUCAGCCCAGCGCGCCCCGAAAUGAUGGAUGCAGGACGUCUGAUCUACAGCGACAGCACCAACAACAUGAAGAAAGACCACAUGGUGCCAGGCCUGAAGUCCUUCACACAGCAUGCAGUGGACCACAUGAAAGUGGCCUUCAUACCUCCCAUGGAGGACAUCGGAAAUCAGCCGCUUUUCGUCCAGUUUGCCUUUUCUGUGGUCAACCAGCAUGGCGGCACCAUCUCUGGGCUCACCUUCAAUAUAACCAUCAACCCCGUGGACAAUCAGAAACCUGAGGCCUUCACUAACAUACUGCAGGUGGAGGAGGGCGGAGCGACCUUUGUGACAGAGGAGCAACUGCUGGUCCAUGACCCGGACAGCCGGGAGGAGGCACUGAGGGUGGAGGUCCAGAACACAGCUCUUCAUGGUCGACUGGAGCUGCAGGGUCGUGUUCUGCUGCAGGGAGAAGGCUUCAGUCUGCAGGAUCUGAGAGGACUGCGGCUCAGGUAUGUUCAUGAUGACUCUGAGAGCACCGAGGAUGAGGUGGGUCUGAAAGUGACAGACGGCGUGAACUUCGCAGAGGUCGUCCUGCACAUUCAGGUCCUACCCAUAAAUGAUGAGCCCCCACAGUUGGGGCGGGGUCUAAAUCGGGAUCUGACCUGUAGGGAAGGGGGGCGGAUCCAGCUGACUGUGGACUACCUGUCCGCCACAGACCGUGACAGCGAAGACUCCAGGCUGACUUACAUGCUGGCCCGGACCCCUAACAUAGGAGAGCUGCAGAGAGACGGUAUCACCGUGUUCAAGUUCUCCCAGCAGGACCUGUUACAGGGACACAUCUACUACCUGCACUCAGGAGGAGAGAUCGGUCCAGAUCCUGUGACCGACAUUGUCACCCUCAUCAUCUCUGAUGGCGAGUCUGGCACGAAAGAUAGCUGUUGUCAUGGAGAUCCCCCACCCCCACCGGUUCCCCUCCAUGGGACGCUUCCUGUUUAUGACCUUAACAUCACAAUUCUCCCCGUCAACAACAAAGUUCCCAUCAUCACUUUGGGUGAAAACUUGUUGGUAGUGGAAGAAGGCUCAUACGUUUGUCUCUGUGGAGGAGUUUUGGGGGCGUCAGACCCCGACAGCCACCUUGAGCAGCUCACAUUUCAUCUGGAGACUCCACCUCUCUAUGGCUUCAUAGAAAACACGCUGCCAUCAGACGGCUCAGAGAAAAGCAACGCCGGAGUGCCAGUGGAAUCCUUCAGCCUUUCCCACCUGACCUCUGGUUUUAUUAACUAUGUCCAAUCUGAGCACAAAGGGGUGGAGCCAACUGUUGACCAGCUGUCCAUCACUGUGACUGACAGUGUGCACAACUCUGCUCCUGUCAUCUUUUACAUCAUCAUCAAUCCAACCAACGACGAGACUCCUUCUCUGAUGUUUGCUAAUUUUAGCGUCAAGGAGGGUGGGUUUAGGGAGCUGACUCCCUCCAUACUGGAUGGAUUUGACCUGGAUGCCCCUCCAGAUGUGCUGACCUUCACAGUGGAGCGGGGGCCCGCUCACGGCAGUCUGAGCAGCAGCAUCAGUGGUUCAGAUCCCAACCAGCAGAUGGGGAAGGAGCUUAUGCAGAGGAGGCUCCACCUUUCCUCCUUCACUCUGCAGGAGCUCCGACAAGGCAUAAAGCUCUUCUACAUGCACGAUGACACGGAAACCCUGGAGGACACCGUGGUGCUACGGCUGACAGAUGGCGUCCAUACAGUAGAGGGGACAGCUCAGGUCACCGUGAUGCCGGUCAACGACAACAAACCACGGCUGCUCAAGAACGUGGGUCUGACUUUGAACUUUGGUGAGCUCAGAGUCAUCUCCAGUUUGAUACUAGAGGUUAAGGACUUGGACACGCCCCCUGACCAGGUCCUCUUCAUCCUGAACACUGUGCCGAGAUUUGGAAAUUUAACCCUUAAGGGAGAGUCGGGUUGGGUCAAACUCUCGGCGGGUCAGAACUUCUCUCAGGAUGACGUGGAGAUGAACCGUCUGUGGUACAAACACGCCGCUGCUGUAGCUGCUGGGUUCAGAGGUCACGACAGUUUCCGCUUCACUCUCAGCGACUUGGACAACGUGGCGCCGACGCAGACCUUCUUCAUCUCCAUCCACAGGGUCCACAAAGGUGAGAUUGCGCUGCAGAGUGAGCCGGUGCACCUGAUGGAAGGGCAGCGGGUCGUCCUGAACACCGACAUCCUGCUGGCGUCGGACUCAGUGGGCCGACCAGAUGAGCUGGUCUUCACGGUGUUGGUCCCGCCUCAACACGGUCUGGUCCACGUUGUUCAGCAUCCGGGAGUGGCGCUGACCAGCUUCACCCAGCUGGAUGUGGCAGCGCACAGGGUGUGUUACACCCAUGACAACAGCCAUGACGGCGAGGCCGACUCCUUCAGUUUUGUAGUCACCAACGGAGACUCAUCCCGCAGCGGUGCCCUCGUCUUCAUCAUCCAGCGCAGUGACCGCAUCCCCCCCACCCUGCAGCGCAAUAGCGCCCUCCGGCUGCAGGAAGGCUCCACUGCAGCCAUUGACAACCAGCACCUGCAGCUCACCGACCCUGAUACUGCCGCCGCCAACCUGAGCUACACGGUUACCCAGCUGCCCCGGUAUGGUGAGCUGUUGCUGAAAGGAACCCCGCUGACGUCAUCGCCGCCAUGCUUCUAUCAGAAGGAUGUGGACGAGCUGAAUCUGGUUUACCGGCCCGACUCCAACAGCCCAGCUGAGAUCGACAGGUUCCACUUCCUUCCUGGAGACGGAAGCAACCAGGGGUACCUGGAGUUUGGACAGCUGAGGGAGGAGCCUGUUGCGUUCAACAUCCAGGUGGAACGCGUGGACCGGACCCCACCCAGCCUGACCAUCCAGCAGACCCCCAGCAGCAUGGUGGAGGUGAGAGAUGGUCGUUCAGGCAUCUUCAUCACCAGCAGACACCUGCAGGCCUCGGACCCUGGCAGCUCAGCAGAGCAGCUCCAGUUCUCCAUCAGCAGACCUCCACGCUUCGGAUACCUGGAAAACGCCGUCACAGGAGCAUUCAUCAGGGCCCGCUUCACGCAGCGGGACGUGGACCGGCGAGCCCUGCUCUUCAUCGUCCCUGCAGACGUGGAAGUGACGAGCGACAGCUUUGAGUUCCAGCUGAGCGAUGCUGCUGGAAACAGCGCUUCGCCGCAGGUACUGGAGCUGUCCUGGUCUCGGGUGGAGCUGUCAGCAAGCUGCUACAGAACGUGUGAGCUGGCAGGAACACUUCAGAUCCAGAUCCAGCGCAGUGGGAGGAGCUUCGACCCAGCAUAUGUUGCCAUCCAGGUGGAGGAAGGAUCAGCCAAACCAGGCAGGGACUUUACUCACAGCUCAGCCGCUCUGAUUCAGUUUGAUCCAGGUGUGAACUUGAAGACCUGGAACAUAUUCCUGAUCAAUGAUGGUCUUGAAGAGAACCACGAGACCUUCACUGUCUUCCUGAAGAACCCUCAAAAUGCUGUUUUAGGACAGAGAACAUCUGCCACUGUGGAGAUCAUCGAUCCCAGUCAAGGAAGGUGCAAUCCAGAAGACACAGAGGUGGACAAGGACUGGCGACCUCCUCUUCCUCACCUUCCUGACCCCACCCCAGCAGGCAAAAAGGAGGAGGAAGACCCCAUCAUUGAGGUGGAGACAGAGAUGUUAUGGGAGGCGGAACUUCCCCCAGCUAGAGGGGACGUCCCAGACCACCACUCCCUCCUGGAUUCUGAGAUAGAGCCGCAAGAUGAGGCGUCUCCCAGCUACAGAACAACCCCCCACCAUGAGGAUCGCCAGCUAGGGGAGGGGGAGGCUUCAAGCAGCGGACACCGCCUGAGGCAGGGAGGACUGAAGGUGCUGCUGCCUGCACAGAGACGAGCUGAGGACAGAGUCUGGACGGUACGUCCAACACUCAUACAGAUCCAUAGUCUGACUCCUCUCCGGCUUGGGGGGCCACAGAUGGGUGGAGCAGGGAGGAGCUGGUCACUUCACAGUCGCCUCCAGCAAGACCAACGAGCCACAGACGCUCCUCUGGCAGCCGGACCACAGCUGGAGCUGCACCACAACAAGACAGUCAGCAGCUCGUGUCCUGAGGGGUGGACGCUCUACAGGGGGCGCUGUUAUACAGUGAGCUCGUCUGUGGCCAGCUGGGCCAGUGCAGACAGAACCUGCUCAUUGCUCUUCAACAGCAGCCUGAGCAGCGCUGCCUCCAGGAGAGACAUGGCCUGGCUGUGGAGGUUCGUGGGAAGGAGGCCGUUCUGGAUGGGUUCAACUGAAGAUCCAGCCCAAAGGAACCCGGCUGACAGUCAGCCCUCCCUCAGGCUGACGGGGGCUCUGCUGGGUCACUCUGCGGGUGGUGUUGGUCCUACCUGCAUGCUGGUUCAAAACCCCAGAAGUUGGGUUUCCACAAGCUGCUCUGCUGACAUUCAGCAUCGGUUCAUCUGUUCAUCGCCAGCUCCAUCAAACUGAAACCCACCAGCUCUAGGACCUGUGACCCCCCCUACCCCCCACCCCAUCACACGGUUGUGGUUCCAUCUUUUAUAACUUCAUAAUAAAGAUGCAGAACAAACAA
Messenger RNA from Oryzias latipes (Japanese medaka), 6796 nucleotides. It is a transcript of the gene frem1b, whose product is annotated as Fras1 related extracellular matrix 1b. Lineage: Eukaryota; Metazoa; Chordata; Actinopteri; Beloniformes; Adrianichthyidae. Gene Ontology annotation, cellular component: membrane. The record is from RefSeq and is a predicted model, not a curated record. Gene Ontology annotation, biological process: anatomical structure morphogenesis; cell communication.